CACGCUACUCUCCUCUUACCUCAUUUCUUCCGCUUCUCUCUUCUUAACAAAACAUAAAUGGCAACUUUUAAUGCGGUGGCGGAGAAUGGCAAUGCGGAGGAGCCACCGGAGUCGGCGUUGAUAUUCCUCGGCACCGGUUGUUCGAGUGCAGUGCCAAACGCUUUUUGCUUGAUUCAACCCUCUGAUCCCCCUUGCCCUGUUUGUUCUCAAGCAUUGUCUAUACGACCUGAAAUAAACCCGAAUUACAGGUGCAAUACGUCUCUUCUUAUUGAUUACUGUCAAAAGGAUGGUGAGCACAAAUAUAUAUUGAUUGAUGUUGGGAAGACAUUUAGGGAACAAGUAUUACGGUGGUUUACUUUACACAAAGUCCCACGGAUGGAUUCUAUUAUUUUGUCUCAUGAACAUGCUGAUGCGGUUCUUGGAUUGGAUGAUGUUCGUGCUGUGCAGCCAUACAGCGCGAAAAAUGACAUUGAUCCUACUCCCAUCUACCUAUCUCAACAUUCAAUGCACAGCAUUGCCCAAAAAUUCCCAUAUUUGGUUAAUAAGAAACUUAAGCCUGGCCAGGAGAUUAGACGUGUAGCACAGUUUGACUGGAAGAUUAUUGAGGAGGACUGUGAGAAGCCAUUUGUUGCAUCAGGACUAAAAAUUAUACCUUUGCCGGUGAUGCAUGGCGAAGACUAUGUAUGUUUAGGUUUCCUUUUUGGUGGAAAAAAUAGAGUAGCUUAUCUAUCUGAUGUUUCACGCAUUUUGCCAACCACAGAGCAUUACAUCUCCAAGGAUAGUGGUGGACAGCUGGACCUCCUCAUUGUGGAUGCACUUUAUAAGAAGGGCUCCCAUAAUGUUCACUUUUGCUUACCUCAGACUCUCGAUGUGGUGAAAAGACUAUGUCCCAAGAGAGCUUUGUUAAUUGGAAUGACCCAUGAGUUUGAUCACUACAAAGACAAUGAAUUUCUUAGUGAAUGGUCUAAAAGGGAAGGUAUACACGUCCAGCUUGCACAUGAUGGAUUAAAAGUCCGAGUUGACCUGUAAUGAGGCUAGCAACAUCCGGUGAUGUAUAGCCACAAUAUACAUGCUAUUGACCCUGUACUGAUUAGAAGUUGAAAUUUUCUGAAAGAUGUCCUCCGCGUAUAAUCUUACUAAUUCUCAAAAUGGAGCCAAAAGGAAAGGCGUUAACCUGAUUUUGACCAGAUUUAUAUUACACACUCCAAUAGAGAACAUAAUCAAGUGUUGUUACUCUGGUUUGACAUGUUACAUCAUCCUCGUUUUGUCAUUAGAGAUUUACUUGCAACAAAUAUAACUACGAUAAACUUGCUGGGGGACAUAAUGCUCUACCAAAGAAUUCAUCUGUAAUGUCUUAUCUGGCACUAGAUCAUAACCACGCUGGUGAAUCAAGUUUCAGUCAAUAGAGAUGAAGAUGUACAAUAAUGAUAUGUGAGAACAAUGGGGAACCAUAGUUAUUGUAAAAGAAUAUAGGCUAUUAUGUUUGUUCAUAUGAGUUCUAUGCUUCUUGUUCAUUUAUGACUGCGUCUAAUAUAGACCUGUGUAGCCAAUAGAAUAAUAAUGGACUGCAGGCUGCUACCAGCUUAAACACCAGCACACUUUCAUAUGGAUUUGCUGUUUUUGUAUCAACGCAAAAUCUAGGUUUCUCGAAUUUAUUUGGUGAAGAUUUUUUAAAUAGGAGCCAAAGAUGUAAUAGCCUGAAAGGAAUCAAGAUGUAUGGUGCUUGAAGUUGAAGCUGAUCGUGUGAUGCCAAAGUUUCUGCUGGCCUGUUACUCAGUUUGGAUUAGUUA
Messenger RNA from Coffea eugenioides, 1790 nucleotides. Its product is annotated as putative hydrolase C777.06c. Bases 58 to 1029 code for a protein of 323 amino acids. NCBI's taxonomy places the organism in Eukaryota, Viridiplantae, Streptophyta, Magnoliopsida, Gentianales, Rubiaceae. The transcript is spliced from 10 exons. The record is from RefSeq and is a predicted model, not a curated record.